AUGAGCCGCCCCGACAUUACCCUGUACACUGCGCAGACUCCCAAUGGGAUUAAGAUUUCCAUUGCGCUGGAGGAGCUUGGUCUGCCCUACAAAGUCGAGAAGAUUGACAUCUCCAAGAACACCCAGAAAGAGCCAUGGUUCCUCGAAAUCAACCCCAACGGCCGCAUCCCCGCCUUAACCGACACCUUCACGGAUGGGUCCAAGAUCCGGCUUUUCGAAUCCGGCAGCAUCCUCACCUACCUGGCGGAACAAUACGACAAAGACCACAAGAUCUCCUACCCCCAGGGAACCCGCGAAUACUACGAACAGAACAGCUGGCUCUACUUCCAGAACGCCGGUGUCGGGCCCAUGCAAGGCCAAGCGAACCACUUCCACCGGUACGCGCCCGAGCGCAUCGAGUACGGCGUGAACCGCUACAUCAACGAGACACGACGUCUAUACAGUGUGCUGGAUGCGCACCUCGCCAAGUCGAAGUCUGGGUAUCUUGUUGGUGAUCACGUCAGUAUUGCGGAUAUUUCGCAUUGGGGAUGGGUUGCGGCGGCCGGGUGGGCGGGAGUUGAUAUUGAGGAGUUCCCGAAUCUGAAGGCGUGGGAGGAGCGCAUGGCUGCUAGGGAGGGCGUUGAGAAGGGUAGGCAUGUGCCGAGUCCGCAUACUAUUAAGGAGCUCUUGAAGGAUAAGGCCAAGGCGGAGAAGAUUGCGGAGGAGUCGAAGGGGUGGAUUCAGCAGGGGAUGAAGGCGGAUGCUAAGCAUUAG
Aspergillus niger is the source of this 753-nucleotide messenger RNA. RefSeq lists its product as uncharacterized. The record is from RefSeq and is a predicted model, not a curated record. The transcript has 3 exons. Lineage: Eukaryota; Fungi; Ascomycota; Eurotiomycetes; Eurotiales; Aspergillaceae. The coding region runs from base 1 to 753 and encodes 250 amino acids.